This is a messenger RNA of Neohortaea acidophila, 2256 nucleotides long. RefSeq names its product HEC/Ndc80p family-domain-containing protein. The coding region runs from base 1 to 2256 and encodes 751 amino acids. The record is from RefSeq and is a predicted model, not a curated record. Gene Ontology annotation, cellular component: Ndc80 complex. Gene Ontology annotation, biological process: attachment of mitotic spindle microtubules to kinetochore. NCBI's taxonomy places the organism in Eukaryota, Fungi, Ascomycota, Dothideomycetes, Mycosphaerellales, Teratosphaeriaceae. The transcript is spliced from 3 exons.
AUGUCGCAAGACGGGCAGCGACAAGAUGAAAGGGCCUUUUCCGUGCGCCGACCGCGUGAGACACUCGGCGCCGUCAGCCAUAAUGUCUCUGCAAUCCCCAUGCCCGCGUCAGCGAUGAAGCGAUCCACCUCCACCUCGAACCUUCAGCAAGCGCCUCACACCACCAACCAUGUGCGCACAACAUCCGGCUCCCGAAUGUCUCUUGCCCCUGGCCGGCCAGCACAGCCCGUCUUCCACCGCUCCUCAUCCGGUGACAAUCUCGCGCAAAUGGCAUUCUCCACCGUCCAACGGACCAGCACCGCCAAUUUCUUGGGCACGGCCACCGCGAGUCGCAAGAGCUAUGCGCCCGUCUCAAGCACACCCGCUCAUGCCCUCCAACUGCAAGAUAGCACGCAAAGGCGGAGCAGUGUUUACAGCCAACGACCCUCGGCAGGCUUUGGACCGGCCACGCGUCAAUCCUUCUUCACCCAAGCGCCCCCGCCUAAGGGCGAAGUCAUUGACCCGCGGCGCGCACGAGAGUCCAGCACUCGCGCACAAAUGGCCCAAGAGCUCUUGGAAUUCUUGCUCGAGCGCAACUUCGAGAUGGAAAUGAAAUACACGCUGUCGAACAAUUGGGCCACUUCCCCCGUGCAGAAAGACUUCGAUUUCAUGUUCCAAUUCCUGUACCACUGCAUCGAUCCGUCCUACCGCUUCCAAAGGGGCAUCGCGGCCGAAGUACCGGACCUGUUGAAGCUACUGCGCUAUCCUUUUGCCGGUAGGAUUUCAAAGUCGCAACUAGGAGCGGUGGGCGGGAAUAACUGGGCGGCGUUCUUGGCGUUGCUGCACUGGAUGAUGCAACUGUCGAAGAUGAUGGAGAAUUACUCGCGCGGCGUCUACGACGAUGCCUGCAUCGAAGCCGGCUACGAUGUCAGCGCCGAUCGUAUCACCUUCCACUUCCUGUCGGACGCGUACAAGGAGUGGCUUUCGAUCGAAGAUGAUGACGAUGAUGACGAGGAGGCGAAGCGGCGGAUCGAGCCUCAUGUCCAAGCCAUGGCUGCCAAGUUCGAGCAGAGCAAUCAGGCAAAUUUGGAGCAGGCGAAGAUGCUCGAAGCCGAGGCCAAAGCGCUGCAGGACCAGAUCGAUGAGCUGGCAAAGUCCGCACCGCGGCUGGCCAAGCUAGACGAGACGAUCAAAGUGCUGGAGGAAGAUCGCGUCAAGUUCGAAAAGUAUAACCAGGACAUGGAGAGGAAGAUUGAAAAGUACUUGAACAAAGCGCAGCUGUUGCAAGAUGGAAUCGACAAGUGCGAUCAAGAGAUGAAGGAGGCAGAGGAGGAGAAGGAGGAGCUGCAGAGGAAGGUCGAUGAUCAGGGCCUGAGCGUGCAGGAUAUAGAUCGCAUGAACAAUGAGCGCGAACGAUUGCAGAAGAAUGCGGAGGCGACUGCGGUGAGGCUGGAGGAGUCCAAAGAGCGAGCAUCGAAGAAGGAAGAAGAAACCGGUGGCAAGUUGGACGAGCUGGAGUCGCUUGUGCAAAAGUACAACAGCCUGGGCUACCAGAUUGGCGUCAUUCCCAGGACGGCGCAGCACGCGCAUGGCUACGAGUACGAACUCCGCCUCACUGCCAACCCAGGACCGGACUUCACGGCCUCCCAACUCGGCGCGUCCAGCCAUCAAAUGCUUGAAAGUGACCGGCUGCUUUCCAAUCCCAACAACGGCUACCAACCUGCGCACCUGCUGCAAAAGGACCUCAAAGCGAUCAAGCAGCAUCUGCAAGACCUGCGCAAAGAAGUCUCGGAAAGGCGCAAUGCAGCGCUCGAAGAGGACAUGGCCAAGAUGGACAUGCUGGACAAGACGAAAGAGGCUCUGGAUGACAAGGCCGCCGAGAUGUCCGGUCUUCAGCAUCGCUUGCGGGCAGCACAAGAAGAGUUCGAGAAGACGAGGGAGUUGACGAGUACCCAGAAUCUGCAGAGUGAUGCACAGAUUGAGAAGAUGGAGAAGCAGCUGGGGAAGACGCGUGGGGAGCUCAGUGAGAGCGUGCAGCUGAUGGAACAGCGGGAAAUGGCCACGAAUCUCGAGUAUGAGCAGCUCACUCUGCGAUCCUCGGCAUUGCGAGAGGAACUGCACACGGAGCUCGAGAGGAUGUUGAACGACAUCAUCAAGUUCAAGAUCCAUAUCCAGUCAUCGCUGGAGGGGUAUGAAGAUUUUGUUGCGCAGGAGGUUGAGCGGGAGUGCGAAGAGCAGGAAGCUGCUGCUCCUGGCGUUGCAAUGGAUGAGUCGUGA